Molecule: messenger RNA, 1536 nt
Organism: Plasmodium gonderi
Lineage: Eukaryota; Apicomplexa; Aconoidasida; Haemosporida; Plasmodiidae
Product: mitochondrial carrier protein
Exons: 1
Coding region: 1-1536 (511 amino acids)
Source: RefSeq, a predicted model, not a curated record
AUGGAAAUAAAAAUUAACAAUGAAGAAGAAAAAAAAAAAAAUAAAAACAAAAAUAAAGUUUUGGUAUGCGGCCUGGCUUCAGGUUUAGUUACCAAAACUUUAUUUGCCCCUUUCGAUCGGGUAAAACUUUUUUAUCAGAUCCAACCUAUGUUUCACCAUUACUCCAAGGAGAAAAAUAAAUGUGAUUUAAAAGUUAAGAAAAAAAAAUAUGUUAUAAGCAGCAAGAAUUUAUUAUUAAAGAACCUGGACAAAAAGGAAAACAAACAAACAAGCGUUACCACAAAAUUAGAUUUAAAACCAAAGAAGUAUGUUCAAAGUGAGAAUGUCGUAUUUCGUAAUUUUAAAAAUUCCUUAAAACAAAUAAUUCAAAAUAGCACAAAAAAAAAAAAAAGAAAAAAAAGUAUGAACAAGAAUAUCAAAUAUUCUGACCUGUGCAUACAUUAUAAUAAAUCAAAAUAUUCGUCUUCUCAUGAAACUUUUAAAAAAAUUUUAUGUACCUAUCAGAGAAAUAAAACAAAUGUAAAUAAUCUAAGUAAAAAUUAUACACUUUUAAGCACUAAUAACAACAUCAGACAUGUAUUAACACGCAAAGGUAUGUUCUUGAGCAAAGCAAAUAAUAGCAUCAACCAACCACUCAAAUAUCAAAGUAUUACACAAAGUUUUCUCUUUAUAAUUAAAGAAGAAGGAGUAUUGGGCCUAUGGAAAGGAAAUUUAAUAAAUACACUUCGAGGUGGUAUUGUGUACUCAGCUAAGUUCGGAACGAAUGAUUUAAUAAAAGAUAAAUAUAAAAAAAAAAAAAAGGAAGAAAAUACCUCAGUGCAGCUAAUUACAAAAGGAAUAACCAACAAAGAUGAUAAAAACUAUAAAGACGACAAGGAUGGAAAAAAUGCCAAUAAUCAACUUAAUAGAGAGAAAAAAAAUUUUAACUAUUACGAAAGUGUUAUAGCAGGCUAUGCCUCAGGCAUAAUACAAAAAACCCUAUCAUACCCUCUAGAUUUACUAAGCAUCAGAGUAGCAUUGGGAAUAAAUGAGAAAUAUUUAAGAAAUAAUAAUUCAGUGUUAUAUAAAAAAAAAUCCAUCUUUAACAUUAUUCGAGAAAUUAAUAACAAUGAAGGAAUUACAGGAUUUUUCAAAGGGUAUUUACCCACUUUAUUAACAGGUGUACCUUAUGUAACAUUACAAAUGCUAUUUUUUGAUUAUUAUAAAAAUAUAUUUCAAAAUUAUUUUCCCCACAAAUCAAAUUCAAUAAGUUCAGUUGCCAUAUAUUCAUCAGUAGCCGGAUCCCUCAGUAAUCUAUCCUCUUUAAUAAUUGUCUUUCCAGGAGACACAGUUAGAAAGAGAAUGAUGAAUAACGGAAUAGAUAACAAAAAUUAUAUUUAUAAAAACACAAUUCAUUGUAUUAAAAAUAUUUAUUACUAUGAGGGGGUCAGAAAUUUCUAUUACGGUUUGUUUCCCUCCAUGCUUAAGUCUAUUCCCUCAGGGGCAAUACAAUUCAUGUCUUAUGAAAUUUUGAAGCAUAUGCUAUCGCAUGAAUGA